AUGACUCAAACAAACUUAAAAAAUUCUUUUUUCAGAGGUUUUCCAUGUAAAAACUCCAAAGCUUUAUUUGGCAGCCCUUUACAUAUGAAUUCUUUUACUCUGCUCAAAUUUAAUUUGGCAAUUACUGAUUUUGCUAUUUUACUUGUUCACGCACUUGGAAAAUUAAUUUGGUUAUUGUCUUAUCGUUGGUUAUUUGGAGAUAUUGGUUGUAGACUUUAUCAGUUUCUCUCUGCUUUUACUUAUUAUUCCAAUUCUAAUGUUGUUGUAGCUAUUGGUAUUGAUAGGCUAAAGGUCGUUUAUUCAAGCCAAGUUCAAGGAAGCAAUGGUUCUUCAAUCCGUAGGGUACGGCUUUUCUUGGGAAUAGCUUGGGCCUUAGCCUUUAUUUGUGCAUUGCCCCAAAUUUUUUUCUGGACAAAUUUUGAAUUAAGCAAAGGAUGGUCUCAAUGUACAACAAUUUGGCAGAUAGCCGAACACCAUCGUUCCAACAAUUCAACCCGCCCAAUGUCCAGACAUUGGUCUCUCAAUAAACAAACACAGCUUUAUUAUGAACUACUUCACCAAGCUGGAGUUUUUGUCAUUCCUUUCAUUUCCCUAUUUGCUUCCUAUUUUUUAAUUGUUCUGAGAGUUAUACGUUACACUCUAAAACCAAAUCAACUAUUAGCUAAUUGUAAUUCUUAUUCUUCAUUAAUUGCCCCAGAAAAUUGGAGUGGAGGAAAUGACGAUAUUAACAACAAAAAACGUCAGCUUUCUUUAAGAAAAUUUUCAAAGGCUAGUAACGGCCAAAUAAAGGGAGAAAUGAGGAGAAGUAGUAGCAUUAGCACCUGGCAAGUUUUUAAUUAG
This is a messenger RNA of Meloidogyne enterolobii, 840 nucleotides long. The record is from the annotation of a GenBank genome assembly. NCBI's taxonomy places the organism in Eukaryota, Metazoa, Nematoda, Chromadorea, Rhabditida, Meloidogynidae.